GAGGCCGCCUGCGGCGGCGCAGACGUGAGUGUUAGCGGGUGUCCAGUCUAUGGAGUCAGUUGUUCCCCGCGGCGUUGCGGAGGCAGGAGGUGGUAUCCGAGUGGGGGCCUUUGCCCCGCCAGGAUGUUACCGGGCUUGGCCGCCGCCGCUGCGGCACACAGAUGUAGCUGGUCCUCCCUGUGCCGGCUCCGUCUGCGCUGCAGGGCGGCGGCCCACGGCUCCAGCGAGCGCCAGGAAUGGCAGAAUUUAGUGACAUUGGGAAGUUUUUCAGACACGGUUCGCUGUAGUCACCCAUAUAUUUAUACACUGAGUCAAGUGAAGUCAUACUCCACAAAUGUUCAAAAAGAAGGACAGGGAUCACAGACUCUCAGAGUGGAAAAAGUACCAUCAUUUGAUGAAACAGCAGAAAAUAUAGGCGCUGAACUGAAAGCUCCACUUAUUAAGCAAGACUCUCUCCAAGUAAGAGUCAAAGCAGUCCUUAAGAAGAGGGAAUAUGGACCAAAGUAUACUCAGAAUAAUUUCAUCACUGGAGUCAGAGCAAUAAAUGAGUUCUGCCUUAAAUCCAGUGAUCUAGAACAACUUCGGAAAAUCAGACGACGAAGUCCUCAUGAAGAUACCGAGUCCUUUACUGUAUACUUGAGAUCAGAUGUGGAGGCAAAAUCUUUGGAAGUUUGGGGAAGCCCUGAAGCUCUUGCCAGAGAGAAAAAACUGCGUAAGGAAGCAGAAAUAGAGUACAGAGAAAGGCUAUUUAGAAACCAAAAAAUAUUAAGAGAAUAUAGAGACUUCCUGGGAAACACCAAGCCACGGUCCAGAACGACAUCAGUUUUUUUUAAAGGGCCAGGAAAAGUGGUGAUGGUUGCCAUUUGCAUCAAUGGAUUAAACUGCUUCUUUAAAUUUCUUGCCUGGAUUUAUACGGGUUCAGCAAGUAUGUUCUCUGAAGCUAUACACUCUUUAUCUGAUACUUGUAAUCAGGGUUUACUAGCAGUGGGCAUCAGUAAGUCUGUUCAAACACCAGAUCCAACUCAUCCGUAUGGCUUUUCAAAUAUGCGCUAUAUUGCUUCACUAAUUAGUGGUGUUGGUAUUUUCAUGAUGGGUGCAGGAUUAUCUUGGUACCACGGAAUCAUGGGAUUGCUUAAUCCUCAACCAAUGGAAUCCCUGCUAUGGGCAUAUUGUAUUUUAGCGGGAUCAUUAGUAUCUGAAGGAGCAACACUUCUUGUUGCUGUAAAUGAACUUCGUAGGAGUGCUCGGGCCAAAGGAAUGUCAUUUUAUAAAUAUGUAAUGGAAAGUCGUGAUCCUAGUACAAAUGUUAUAUUACUGGAAGAUACUGCAGCAGUCUUGGGAGUGACAAUAGCAGCUACAUGUAUGGGCCUUACUUCUAUAACAGGUAAUCCACUGUAUGACAGCCUAGGUUCUUUGGGUGUGGGCACGUUAUUAGGCAUGGUCUCAGCAUUCCUCAUCUACACUAACACAGAAGCACUCUUAGGGCGAUCCAUCCAGCCAGAGCAAGUACAACGGCUUACUGAACUCCUGGAGAACGACCCAUCAGUAAGGGCAAUUCAUGAUGUUAAAGCCACAGAUCUGGGAUUAGGGAAAGUAAGAUUUAAGGCAGAAGUAGAUUUUGAUGGACGAGUUGUUACAAGAUCAUAUUUGGAAAAACAAGAUUUUGACCAAAUGCUACAGGAAAUUCAAGAAGUGAAAACUCCUGAAGAACUAGAGACCUUUAUGCUUAAACAUGGAGAAAAUAUUAUUGAUACUUUAGGAGCUGAAGUAGAUAGACUGGAGAAAGAACUGAAAAAACGAAAUCCUGAAGUUCGACAUGUAGAUUUGGAGAUAUUAUAGAUUUGAUGGGAUGAAUCACCUUGGAGGAAGCCUUGGAAACAAGUCUGGCGAGCCUGCCCUUCCACACCAAAGGAGUCCAUGCCACUCAGAAGCUGUUUGUUAAGAUGGAGGAAAUAUUCAGUGUGAAGGGCAAUUCAGCAGUCUAUAGACCUAAUACUACUUCGUACUUCUAAGAGACAUAUUACAAGUUGGAUCAAUUUGGAAAUCACGUCUUUAUGUUUCAGUAGGGAACAUUUUAGUUAUUUAAAUUGUUCAUAAGUUUUCAUGGUACCCUGUCAGGGUGUAUUGUACCUUGCAAUCAUGUUUCCUUUCUUUACAUCGGUAAAAAUAAGCAGCAUCCAUAGGACUAUGAUUUUUAAUUUUGUGACCACCGAAGAUUUCACUCCAUCAACACCUGCCAAUCUUGAACAUUCUGGCUAAAUCUUGGUUUUUGAACAGUCACUCUGUUUUUUUCCUUGUAGAAUGUGGAAACUAUUUCUACAGAAUUCUGCCCUGAGUACUAAGAGGAGCACUCUCCUAACCUAGUUAUCCAUAAAUGUUCAUUCCAGAAAUGGCUUAGUUACUGAAUUGAAGGGAGACAUGUCAGUCCACUCUGUUAGGUUAUAGUAGUUGCCAUUUUGUAAAAUUUCUGUCUCUUCCAUAGCCUUUUUUCUUUGUUUAGUUUAAUUUUUCCAGUGUAGGAAAUACAAAAUAACUCUAGAUGUUUCCAUAGGCCAGUUUGAUGGCUGGUUUUUUUGUUUUUGUUUAACUGGCUUCGGUGCCAUAAUGUGUAUUUACUAGGAGGUAAUGCAUUUAUAAGUGUUUUAACAUUCUGUAAAAUGGACUAGAAAUAUUUAUAAUUUUACAGACAGGACAGCAUUUUAUUUUUAAUUUAUUUAAAAAGGCACUACUCAUGUAAAUCUGAACUAUGGGGUAUUUCUUGCUUUAAAAGAGAAGUAAAUCUCUUCUUUAUGCGGAAACUUGUGGCCAUGAUUUUGUAUAAUAUCAUAGUCAAUAGUGUGUCUGUAACGUGAGUUUCUUGCGGUUAUAAAUGGGCAUUUAACAUAAUAUAUGGCUAAAACAUGAUGUAAGUAGCUUUCUAGUGAUCAUAAGGUAUCAUGGUGAAAAAACAUACAAUUCAAUAAUGGAAAAUUUAGUGCAAAACUACAGCUGUGUCUCCAUUCAUCAAAACAACUCACAUGCACUUUACAUUGUCCAGGCAGCAGUGAGCGUUGUCCAGGCAAGAGCGGUGGCUGGGUGAUUUCUUGGCUGGAUAAAUGAGUGUUUGACCUAAGGACCUAAUUAAUUGUAUGAGGUCGAUAUCUAAAACCUUACUUAGAUUGAAGUUUAUGAAUCACAGCAAAUUGUAAUGCUGGAAACAAGAAAUAAACAUUUGACUAAAAGGUUUGUAAUGGUAAUUUUUUGAUCUAGAAAUGUCAUUUAUUGGAAAAUUAUGAAAAUUUAUAUCAGUCUACAUUUUUUUACCAUUACAGAGCAUUUUGCAUGUUGUACAUUUUAAGUGAAAUAACAUUCCAGUUUUAUUUUUGAAGGUACAAAAUUGUUACGUACACACACAGAAUUUGUUUCUCUUCUUAUGGUUUCAAAUUCUUUACCCCUUCUCCCCCUUUUUUUAAACCUUUUUUGACCCAUUAUACUUCACUCUAUACUUCUAAUGUCUUCUUCCCUCCCCUUCCCUCUUCUCAUUUGUUAGUCCAUGUCACUGCCAUUUGGGGAAGGUACCAAAUUAUAUCCAAUUUCCUCCCAGUAAAAUUACUCUGAAAAAUUUCAUAUAGCUACAUGAGAGUAAUUAACUCAUUUAGAAAAAAACAUCAAAGUUGGUGUGUACAAGUUAUUCUAAAUGGUAGAUUUUUUAAGGACUCCCUAAAAGAAACCAAUUCCUGGUACUUCUUUGAGUUUUCUAAUCCGAUUUUGAUUGAGGUCAUACCUAUUCUUAAUAAUAGAAGGCUUAUGUUUCUGUCUUUUCUUUCCAUUUCUGUUCUGCACUGCUGUUGUAAAGUUUAACAAAAUUUGACAUAAAGAUGUACGGCAUUAUCUAAGAAUUUGAGUAUUUCUGUGGAAUCAGGAAAUGUAUGCUAUCACUGCUCUGUUUUUUUUCUCCUUUGAAGCUAGAGUCCAAUUUGAAUUUUUAAAACCAGAAAAUUUGGGCCUCUUUUUUUAAAAAUAAGAGAAUAUCUAGUUCAAGUUCUUGUUUUUGUGUUUUUCCAAAUUAAUCUACUUUAAGGCUUGACCUGAUGAUGCAUAGCAUUUGAACAUGUAAGCAUAUAAAUCUUAAUAUUUUCAAGGGAAAUAGCUUCUGUGAUAGAAUACUUGCAAAAGCAAUGUUGGACAGUGAAAAGAGCAGUCAAGGGCCCAUGACUCUGACUUGUACUAAGCUGACCUCAGGAACUCAAAGGUGAAAUAUGCUUGUUUCCGGCCCUGGCUGAGAAUGGACCUCCAAUCAGCUGUAAGUAGUAGGCCCCAGACUGUGUCAGGUGGCACAGUUUUCAGGCUGUGGCAGUUGGGAGGAUGAGGGAGACCUAUUUUUAAGCGGACCGUCUUGGUGGCCGGUAAUAUCCAGUGCCAAAGAGGGAGAUUCCUAAACAAGUACUGAGGAAACUGAGAUAGGAUUAGACUGGGAAGUUUUCAAAUUUUUUUCAAAAACAAAUUUAAUCUCUGCGUACAUCCUCCUACCCACACACCAAAUCACAAAUACCCAGAAUAACAAAAUGGCGGAAGACUGGAAUCGGGCAUAUGGUUUCAGUGGUACCUUAACUACCCCAUAAUUUGGAAAAUGCUUUUUGCUAAAAUUACACCAUCUAAAGGAAAUGACUUAAGUUUUAAAUCUGAUAACUUUUUGAGGUAGAAUGCUGGAAACUACAGAAAAUUGCACAGGCAUUUAGAAUGUAUACUCUCUUUCUUAGAUUGCAUUUGUCAAGCUUUGGCAUUUCUUUUAAAUGUGAUGACCCCCAAUUUGCCAAACUGUCAGAAGUCAGUGAAGCAAAGAAUUGAAGGUAAAAUGUUGAUUCAAAGAUUGUCUCCCCUAAAUCCCUCAUCCCUGUGUCUGAAAUGGAGAAUUGGAAGGCAUUUAUGUAGAAGAUUGGUCUGGCAGCCUUUAUGUUUGCAUUAAGUUGACUAGCAUCCCUAGCUUUGGCUUUAUGGAAAAGAAAAUUUUUGUGUCUAUUAUAUUGUAUUUCAUCUCUCUGAUUUUGCUGGCAGAUUAAGAUGGUCCUGGUCCCUCAGGAUGCUUUUUCCUUAAUAAAUAUCAUUGUAAAUAAGA
Messenger RNA from Ailuropoda melanoleuca (giant panda), 5095 nucleotides. It is a transcript of the gene SLC30A9, whose product is annotated as solute carrier family 30 member 9. The coding region runs from base 124 to 1839 and encodes 571 amino acids. Gene Ontology annotation, cellular component: membrane; endoplasmic reticulum. NCBI's taxonomy places the organism in Eukaryota, Metazoa, Chordata, Mammalia, Carnivora, Ursidae. Gene Ontology annotation, molecular function: monoatomic cation transmembrane transporter activity. The record is from RefSeq and is a predicted model, not a curated record. The transcript has 18 exons. Gene Ontology annotation, biological process: intracellular zinc ion homeostasis; transmembrane transport; zinc ion transport.